Rhinopithecus roxellana (golden snub-nosed monkey) is the source of this 4683-nucleotide messenger RNA. It is a transcript of the gene MPZL3, whose product is annotated as myelin protein zero like 3. Lineage: Eukaryota; Metazoa; Chordata; Mammalia; Primates; Cercopithecidae. Gene Ontology annotation, cellular component: membrane. The record is from RefSeq and is a predicted model, not a curated record. Bases 797 to 1504 code for a protein of 235 amino acids. The transcript has 6 exons.
AAGGAAUGAAAACUGAAAAAUGGAAACUUAUUCUUUCCCAAAGCGAAAGCAUACUUUUAUUCUCCUCCUGCUUUCAUUGACACGUGGCUGUUUCCAGGGAAGAGGCUUAUUGAUUAUUACAACAGUGUACUUACUGUACCAUCUCUUUUUCAGAAGUAUGUGACGCCAUCUCACUUCAAGUACUGUGAUAACAUAACUUUCUUACUUUUCCAACCAAAGACACACAAAUCCCAGUUCUCCUUUUCCUCUAAUACAGACUGUAAUGAUUUGAUCAUCAUUGCCACUGCCAAAAGUAAUUUAAUAAACCCCUAAUUUUGGAUGCUGUGAUAGCUACCCUAAAAAGGACAACAACCAAUGAGGCUUGUGGCACAUAUCACUACAAGCGCCUAAUAUAUAUUUAUCUAUGCUGUAUGAUCUCCCAGGUGUUUCUGAACUCUACAUUUACGGGAGUGUAUUCUGAGAACCUUCAACUAAAUCUCGAGACGUAAAAAACGAUGUCUGAUAUGCAGAGCAUCAAAAUUAUUUAGUUCUGCAGAAUUCCACAAAAACAAACUUGUAAAUAUUUAAAGCCUGUAGCCUACUUCAUUUUCAAGCAAUUAGCUCCCGCCUGAAAGUUAAUGAAUCGCUCUUCAGUGAAACCAGGUGUGGUUCUGGAAAGAAGCCAGGUUCCUAUGGUAACUUCGGAUCGCCAUUUAAGUUGUCUCUCGGCCCCCUGCCCUGACGUCACUUCCGGCGUUACCUGUGUCGUUACUGGGAGCUGUAAACAAGGUGUGCAAGCAUCUGGAGAGCUGCCGGGAUGCAGCAGAGCGGAGCAGCAGGAGGCCGUGGCUACGCUCUCUUCCCUCUGCUGGGCGUCCUGUUUUUCCAGGGUGUUUCUAUCGUCCUUUCCUUGGAGAUUCACGCAGAUGCCCAUGUCCGAGGUUAUGUUGGAGAAAAGAUCAAGUUGAAAUGCACUUUCAAGUCAACUUCAGAUGUCACUGACAAGCUUACCAUAGACUGGACAUAUCGCCCUCCCAGCAGCAGCCGCACAGUAUCAAUAUUUCAUUAUCAGUCUUUCCAGUACCCAACCACAGCAGGCACAUUUCGGGAUCGGAUUUCCUGGGUUGGAAAUGUAUACAAAGGGGAUGCAUCUAUAAGUAUAAGCAACCCUACCAUAAAGGACAAUGGGACAUUCAGCUGUGCUGUGAAGAAUCCCCCAGAUGUGCACCAUAAUAUUCCCAUGACAGAGCUAACAGUCACAGAAAGGGGUUUUGGCACCAUGCUUUCCUCUGUGGCCCUUCUUUCCAUCCUCGUCUUUGUGCCCUCAGCCGUGGUGGUUGCUCUGCUGCUGGUGAGAAUGGGGAGGAAGGCUGCUGGGCUGAAGAAGAGGAGCAGGUCUGGCUAUAAGAAGUCAUCUAUUGAGGUUUCAGAUGACACUGAUCAGGAGGAGGAAGAUGCAUGCAUGGUGAGGCUCUGUGUCCGUUGCGCUGAGUGCCUGGAUUCAGACUAUGAAGAGACAUAUUGAUGAAAGUCUGUAUGACAUAAGAAGAGUCACCUAAUAACAGGAAACAUCCCAUUCCACUGGCAGCUAAUGCCUGUCAGAGAAGUGGAGCUGGCCUAGACCAUAGUGACAGACAAUCCUGGAGAUCAUCAGUAAAGACUUUAGGAACCACUUAUUUAUUGAAGAAAUGUUCUUAUAUUUAUAAACUGUUCAAGAACUCUCAUAAGAGACUCAUGACUCCACUUUCAAUAAAUUAUGCUGUAAUUGAAUGAAGAAAUUAUUUUCCUGAGCAAAAAGAUUUGCUUUGUCUUUGCUCUGGAAUGUAUUACAUGUUUUCUUCCAACUGUUUAAAGGAGAAUCCUGAGUGUUUGCCACACUGCUGAUGCCAAAAUAAUUUUUUAAAUGAAGUGGAGCUUAUGAUUUCCUGACGUGUCACCAGACAAAAUGUUUGCUUGGGACAGGUGUUCUUUGUUUUUUGCUCCAUGUACACUUUCAGCUGUGAGUUAGUAUAGGGCAUAUACUCAUUGGUUUAAUCACCUCAACCUCAGUUGUGUUUGGAUAAUUUAGGGUGUAUAGCCUUAGUUUCCUUAGAGUUUUGGUAGGAUCAAGUCAUUGGUUUGCUUUGACUGGGUUUUUAAAGUAUUAAAUACAAUGUCAUCAAUUUACAGUUAAGGAAAGGAAUCAUGAAGUAGAAAAAUUAUUUUAUUUAGUCUUGCUGGUACAAUUUGGGCCAAGGAGUCUUUGUUAUUUUCUUUCUUUUUUUUUUUUUUUUAAGGCAGAGUCUCACUCUGUCGCCAGGCUGGAGUACAAUGGUGUGAUCUUGGCUCACUGCAACCUCUGCCUCCUGGGUUCAAGCGAUUCUCAUGCCUCAGCCUCCCGAGUAGCUGGGAUUACAGGCAUGCGCCACCACACCCAGCUAAUUUUUGUAUUUUUAGUAGAGACGGGGUUUCAUCAUUUUGGCCAGGAUGGUGUCAAUCCCCUGACCUCAUGAUCCGCCUGCCUCGGCCUCCCAAAGUGUUGGGAUUACAGGCAUGAGCCACUGUGCCUGGCCUGUUGUUUUAUUUUCUUGUGACUACAACUUUUCUUCUUGACUUCUCAGGUCGGAGGCAAGAAAAACUCUUUACAGGUUUUUAGUGGGGGCUUAUGGAGUAUUUCAGGAGUUCUUUGCAAUUAAAUAAUCUUUUCACUUGUAUUGUCUUUCAAAACUUUGUUGAUUUCUAAAAUGCACCAACUAUGAGUAACUAUGGUAUUUGCAAGCGGUUUUUACAAAAUAUUUGAGAUGAGGAAGUGAGAUUGUGCAUAACAUACUUAUCCUUUCUGUUCUCUCAGUGCCUUGCAGCAGGUUACUCCAUUCUGCUAUGACAACUUGUUUCAAAUGUUAAUUUAUGUAGGAUUUUUUAUAAGCCAUUAAGGCAUAUGUAUAGCAUAACAGUAAAGAUGGAUAGUGCAUAUAUAAAUAGUCCUCUGAAAUAGCGAUUGGAUUUAUUUCUCAAUUAUGAGAGACAAAAAUUAUCCCCUCACCUGUCUCUAUUCUUUCAAUAGGUUGAUCCCUUAUCAUGGUUUUUCAUUAGUUGGUCAGGAAGUUUCCAUAUUACAGCACUUUAGACUGUAUAUGUUAGUUUAAAAAUCAUUUUUUUCUAUCUCAAUUUCUUUCUUUUUUUUUUUUUGCAAAGACCUAAUUUUAAAAAUUUGUGUUGUUAGAUCUGUAUCGUAGAUUUGGCGUGGCCUCUUCUGUUAACCUAGUCCACAGAUUAGUGAAUCUGGUUGGUUGAAGGACAUUGUGAUUUGACUGUGUUCAUGCGAGGAAGUAGAAGAGGCAAAGACAGGACCGGCAGUUUACCACUGGUUAAACCUCACGGUACUUUGGGGGGCUGCUUGUUAACUUAUGUGGUUAUCUGAGGCCAGUCUAACGUGACCAUUUCUGACACCUCAACAGAGAGAGGAAAGCAACUUGAACAAUGACAGUAAAUAAUUUGGGCUCUCAGAGAUUUGAAGAUAGAGACCUAAUUGUGAGGGGGAAUAUUUUGUCGGUCCUCAUUUCUCCGCGAAAGAGGUGGUGUUACAGGAACCCACUGAAAGCCACAUCCCAUUAAAUGAGGAACCAGUUUUGGCUGGGCCUUCUUGUAAUGUCCUUGCAGGUGUGUUGUGAAGAUUAAUGUAGGGUGCUAUGUUUGUAGAUUGACACCUAGUCUAAACUUGAGGUAAUUGGUGCUCUAUGAAUACUCAGUCAUGUUAUUUUAUAGCCUUAAUUGUGAUUUGAACUAGUCCCUUCCUUUUUAAAUGACUGGAUGGUGUCCUUCGUGGUAAGGGGAGUACAUUGAUAAUUUAGUUUACUUCAUGGGUUUGUGGCCACAUCCCAGUCAUCAGCUGCUAUCAUUUUCCUUCUUCAUCCCUUGUGUUGCGAUUUGGGUUACAGCUUUUUAUUCUUUGAAGGAUCACGAAGUAGUGUACAGACACCUGCCUUCUUUAAGGAUGAAAGGAAGAUAAAGUGUUUUUUUUUUGUUUGUUUACUUGUUUGUUUCAUCUAUUGUUUGAGUAACUUCUAAGGUGCUAUUCUCUCUCUCUUUUUGCUACCCCAUGAGCUCUUGUCACAGCCAUGGAAACCAGCCUUAUUUAGAAAGGGAACUUAGUUCAGAAGGGGUUAAAAGCCUUCCAGAGUUUUUCUUUAGCUGCUGAAGUUUUUACUUGUGGUUACAUGACCUUAAGUUUUAUGCAUUAGGCUCUUAAUUCUAUUACAAAAUGUGAACUUAACAAUUGCUUUGUGUUUUCCAUGUGACUUGUUACUUCAGGCUACUUGGGGAACAUCUUAGUCCUCUGUAGCUCCUGAACCCAGCACUGGUGCUUCAAGAGAGAAGGUAGCACGUCUUUGUUCAAAACAAAACAAAACACCACUUCUGGAGGCCAUAUCCUGAAUAUGAAUGUUCUACUAAGUCACUCAGUUAUGGUUCUAAAGGGAAACCAUAAGAAGACCCACAAGGAGUGGACCAAGACUAUUAUUUAAUUGCACAACUUGAGACUUUACUGCCUGAAGAGGCAGCUCCAUUCCUUUGACUCCAUUGUUGGGCUGUUAACUGCUGCACGUCAUUGACUUUUUUUGUUUUUUUGUAGGAGGGUAGGCGCUGUUGGGCCAUAUGCACAGAUAUUGUAACUCUUGGUGUCUUUAUUGCAUCAUAGUCAAUAAACUUCUUUGUACCCUUUGGCUA